This is a messenger RNA of Mya arenaria, 2561 nucleotides long. Its product is annotated as interferon-induced protein 44-like. NCBI's taxonomy places the organism in Eukaryota, Metazoa, Mollusca, Bivalvia, Myida, Myidae. The record is from RefSeq and is a predicted model, not a curated record. Bases 278 to 1726 code for a protein of 482 amino acids. The transcript is spliced from 6 exons.
UCUUGUUAAAGAUACGUGAACUGUAUCUUUAAAUCAAAUAUGAGUAGACGUUUAGCAGAAAAAUAAUUGAUGUAGCUGAAUCCUUGCCUGUGUAAUAGUGCAUGUUAUCCUAAGUAAGUUAGAGUAGUCGUUCUUUCUUUACUAAAAACAAGGAAGUAAAUACUGCGUAUUAAAGGUAAAGAGUUUUAGAACAAAUAAGGGCACUUAAAAGAGAUUGAGAGUGAUUGGUUGUUGUUGUUUUUCGUAAAAAUACAUGGACUGAAGUUCAAAUUCAAAUAUGGGUAAGAGUUUAACAGAAAAGGACUUUGAUCAAGUAGAAUCCUGGAUCAGAACCGGACCCAAAACAUUCAAUCUGCUGUACAGCAUAACAAGGGAUGGCUGUGACGCGAAGGUGUUUCAUCAGAAAUGUGACAACCAAGGACCUACACUUACAGUCUUGUACAACAAGGAGGGUUCCGUGUAUGGAGGGUACACAUGUAUCAGCUGGGAAACACCAACAGUGUCCUACACUGACAAAAAUGAUAAUUUGGCCUUCAUUUACCAAUUAUAUUUUUCUGGGAGUAAAACGCCCAAGAAAUUCUCAAUAAAAACCGGACAUACAGCCAUUUAUUGUGGGUCGAACGUAGGACCAUUGUUUGGAGGUAGUAGGGCACACGACAUAUACACAUUUUCUGGCACCGUUCAAAAGUCUUCUUCAGGAGAAUACAACCUGAAUGGACAAAUGAGUACAAACUUUGGUUUCAACUACGAAACACAAGAAACAUUGUACUCGGAAGUCAACAACGGACACAUCAGAGUAACGGAGUUGGAGGUGUACGCCGUCAAAGAUGGUCAGAGAGCAAAGCCAGAUUUACCGACUCCUUGGCGGAAAACUGCAGAAUGGGGACCAAAGUUGCUAGAGCGUUUGACAGAAGAAGUGAAAGGCAUCCAUCCCCCUGAAGGUCUUGACAUCCCACAUUUCAACAUUCUUUUGAUGGGGCCUUUAGGGUCGGGUAAAUCGAGCUUCUGUAAUUUGGUGGCGUCUGUGUUUCGGGGAAGAAUAUCACAACGGGCUAGAGUUGGUGGAAACUCGCAAUCCAGUACAACCAUCGCGUUGACGCCGUACACGUUUGGGGAUAAAGUCAGCCUUCAGCUCUACGACACGAGAGGCUUAUCGGAGACGGAUACACUGGACCUUCUGCAAUGCAACUACAUACUAGACGGUCACGUUCCAGAUUUUUAUAAGAUAUCAACUAGCCAUCUCUUAACAAGUAAGGACGCCGAAUUUCGGCAUACACCCGCUUUGAGAAACGAGACCCAUUGCGCUGUGUUCGUACUGGAUGGAUCGUCUGUUGGUUCUAUGUCCAAACCAAUACUGCAGAAGCUUUUGUCCUACAGGGAUCUGUUGAACCGAAAAGAGAUACCACAAGCCGUAUUGAUCACAAAAAUUGACAAAGUCUCCGAUACAACGGCUGAGAACAUUAGCAAUACGUUCCUCAGCCCAACAGUAAAAGAGGUCGUCGACAAGGUUUCAGGCCUUCUGAACCUUCCACGGAACAGUAUUUGGCCAGUUAAGAAUUAUGAAGAGGAAGUGGAAAUCGAUGAGGACAUCAACAUCCUUGCUAUGCUAGCUUUGCGACAGAUCCUGUUCUUAGCGGAAGAUUAUUUGGAGAAUAUGAAAGUAAAGCAAAGAAGGGCAAAUAGUAGCCAGGUAGAAAGUGGUGAACGCGGAUCAGACACUGCCUAAAUAUUUUCAUAUAUAAACAUAGAAAAGGUUAAAGACUUAAGAUGAUAAACUUUUCGAAAAACGUGUGGCAGCAGUGGGUACAACAUUAUACUGCAAAUUUGUUAAAUUGUCAGGUGUUUGGAUCGGAAAUGCCUAAUUGAAGUGAUAUAUUAACAUGGAAACUCACAUUGGAGCGUCAAAUACUUAAGCAAAAAAAUAGCUUUUCUAAUGAUACAAACAUUUUAUAGGCCACUAGGCAUCAUCAUUUAACAAAUUGGUAAUUGGAUUUAAUGGAAUCGUCAGUCAAAUAGCUCAUAAGUGAGUAGAAUACCUUUAAAUGAACUUUAGUGAAAUCAAUAUUUGCACUGCGAGAAUUUUAUAUUUUGCUUGUGUUUGUUGUGAUCACUUUUGGAAGAUUUCAUAUAAUUUAAUUUUUCAUUUGAAUCUAAAAUGUUACUUUAGCUUCGUUUGUAUUCACCGUUUACCGUGUAUCCUUCGCAUAGUUAUGUUUAUUUAGGUAUAUCUAUUUGUUAUUCCGUACGUACAUUGUGGAUUGUUCAUACGGUUGUACUGAUACUGAAAGUGUAAACGUUUAAUUUGCUGUAAAGAUUAAAAUCAGUCUAAUACUGUAAUGACUUAACUGUUUGAAACUAUUUCUACUCAUAAACAUAAUUUUGAAAUCAUUUCAAUUGUAUUUAAACUAUUCAUAUGUACUUACUUAUAUGUUCUAAACCGCAUUAAACUACUAGAGUAAGCCUUGUACCAAUUGUUCUUUGCCACAAAAAAUGGUGACAACUAGCAAGACCCAUACAUGGAUACAGAUUUGCUUCCGUAAUGCAACAUCUAUUUGAUGCAU